Paramuricea clavata is the source of this 6851-nucleotide messenger RNA. The record is from the annotation of a GenBank genome assembly. NCBI's taxonomy places the organism in Eukaryota, Metazoa, Cnidaria, Anthozoa, Malacalcyonacea, Plexauridae.
AUGGACAACAUCACAUUUACAAAUGGACCUUCCACUGGGUGAGUGUCUAUACUUGUCUAAAGGCCUGAUUCCACGAGCGCUUUUUCUCAGCGAAAUGCGGAUUAUUUCGCCUGUUUCUUUUCAAUUGCAACCACUUGAAUAAAUUAUUUAUACUUGAUUGCUCACAAUUAAAAAGAAACAGGCGAAAUAUUUCGCAUUUCGCCGAGAAAAAGCGCCCGUGGAAUCAGGCCUUUACUUAUUCUUUCCCUUACAAAAAAAUCCAAUUGGAAUUCCAGUAGGCAGGGCGGGUGCUAAAUGUGGGGAAGGGGUAUAACACCCUAGUCGGGUAGUCGGCAAAAUAUUGAAUCUCAGUUGGCGAAAUAUGGAUCUGGAUACAAAGAGAAAAAAUAAAAUUGGUCAUUCCAGAAAACAUUCAUACCUGCACCCCAACGGAGGAAAUUGGAAGUACUUUACCCUCCUACCCCCUUCGGAUGUCCUAUACAUUUACUAUUAUCAUUUGUCUCCCCUCCCCCUCCGGACAGCAGAAAUUUCCUCCAUGGGAGGAGUGUGGAUUUUUUCUGGAACGACCCAGUAUUGGAGUGACACUUAUUAAAAAUGAUAGCUGAAGGAGGAGAAAUUAAUUUGCGAAAAAAUGAGGGGAAAAUGGAAUGAGGACUGAUAGUUAAAUACAAAAUAAGAUUGAGAUAAUUAUGUUUUCCAGAAAAAAGUUUGAUGUAAUGUACUGUUGCCGCUACCACCCCCACCUCUCCUUGGCAAUUUUGGGAAACACAAUAUUAAUUAGUGGACAGUGACUCGGCCAAAUUUGCAUUGAUAUUAGUCAGCAAAAUUCUAUACCCUGGUUCCAGAGGUUUAAAAUAAACCUCUGGUUGAAAGCGGCAACUGAUUCAUCGAGCCGCGCCAAUCAGUUUGAAUUAGGGUCAGAUCCUGACUUUGUCUCCUGAUUGGAUAAUUGUAUUAAAGCUCUCUGAUUGGUUAUAGAUGUUUUAUUUGAAUCAAUCAGAGAGCUUUAAUACCGUCAUCCAAUCAGGAGACAGAGUCAGGAUCUGACCCUAAUUAUUCAAACUGAUUGGUGCGGCGUGAUGAAUCAAUUGCCGCUUUCAACCAGAGGUUUAUUUUUCCUCUCCCCUUCGCAAUGAAAAUAAUAAAAAUAAACCUCUGGAACCACUAGGGUAGCAAAAUUCACUUACACACAACCACUCUCCCCAAGGGUGCCUUUUCCGGGAGCAAAGUGCCCUUUUUUUGUGUUAAAAAUGUUUUAAGGAUUGCCUUUUUUUGCCCAAAGCGCACUUUUCGAAACUUGAAUUUAUGUUAUUUUCCGGAAUAUUGUUUUUCAUUUCCGGAAAAAAUAUGACAUGUCCGAAAAAUUUUUUUGUAUUUCCGGAACAUUUUUUUCAUAUUUAGGAAAAUUGGAUAUAUCCGGAAAAAAAUAUUUUUAGAUGGCCUUUUUUAUUUGUCAAGUGCCCUCAAAGCCUGGCACCACCCCCCCCCAAUUUUUAGAAGCUUCCUACGCCCCUGGACGAAUGUUUUGAUUGUUGCGAGGUGCCUACAUGAUGUCGUGGUGUUUAUACUAGAAUGUUGUUAAAAGUUAACUAACUCUCGAGUAAUGAUACGGUAAUUGGGGGCUUGAGUGGUCUCAUAAGUUGGUGCAGGGGAAAGACACCUCAUUCAGGCAUUUUCUGAACUGCCACCACGUCAUGUCGGCUCCUCGCAACAAUGUCAACAAUCGAAACAUUCGUUCCCCUGAAGAUCCAAGCCAAUCUGGUCAUUUUGAAUGUUUUCACAAGGGUGAUGAGCAGAGGCUAGAAACAUGGUAGCAGGAUUAGGCUGAUAUCAAAAGCGGCAAGGAGUCAGACUGCAAUAAGUACACAAUAAAAUUAUACUAGAAUACUUUAUAGUAGUGUAAUUUUCAGUUUGCAUCAUCAACCUGCAAAAUUCCUGUCAACCUGCAAAAUUCCAACCUGCAAAAUCCCCAACCUGCAAAAUUCCAACCUGCAAAAUUCCCAACCUGCAAAAUUCCAACCUGCAACCUGCAACCUGCAUUUUGUACCUCACCGUGUAAAUUGGCCCAAUUUUAAUAAUUCCAAAUUGGAUUUUUUAUGUCAGUUUUUAUGCAGUACUUAAAUUACUGUGAAAUGUUUAAUGAAAUGCAUGAAGAGCUAAAUUUUUCUACUUUUUUUAAAGUGUUGAGUGUGAUGUGGACCAAAAAUAUUUACCUCACCUCCUUUUGAUACCUGCUGUAAGUUUUAUUGACAUGUUAUUUAAUUUUGUUUCUUUGAUACUAUUUAUACUUUAACCUGAACGAGAAAAUUCAACUCAGUGUUAAUGGACAUGCAGAGUAAAAUAAAGGAGCAUUAUAUGUGACUUGAUGACCUUAUAUAUUUGAAUUUUCAUUAUUUUACUCUGUCGAUUCUUGACACCAAUUAUGACUUAAAUUUAUACUCAAUUACCUGUCUAAUUUAUGAAUUGUCUAAAUUCACGCCUGACAAAAAUGCAUACCAAAGCGCCAAUAUGCUUCAACUUCUUUAAUUUUCACGGCGGGUCUAAAACAAAGGUCGGAUGUCGCAGGUCACAGGUCACAGCUGUGUCUAAAAAACAUGCCUGUUCGCAGCUAGGUCACAGAGAAUAUAGUGUAUCGCAAUGACAAUUCCUAUUAUAGACUAAUUCUAGGCAAGGAUAUGCAAAUAAAUUACUACAGCUAGAAAGAGCAUACUAAAAUGAGUAAAAUUGCAAAGUUUGGUUGCAAAUUGUUGUAAAAUGCAUAAGAAAUAGACUUGCAAAUUUUGUAUGCUUUUGUAUCGUGUGCGGAAAAUUAUACAAAAUUUGCGAAUUUUGCAAGGCUAUAUUUUCCGCAUUAUACAACAUUUUGCAACCAAACUUUGCAAUUUUACUAAUUUUAGUAUACUCUUUCUAGCUAUAGCGAUUUAUUUGUGCCUAGAAUUAGUCUAUAAUAGGAAUUGUCUAUUGCGAUACACUAUUCUGUGCGACCCGCGAUCAGGCAUGUUUUGUAGACGCAGCUCUGUCAGGGCUGUAGGACGCUCUUUUUGAUUGUGGGAGCUGAAAGCGGGGGCCGAAGGCCCGAGGAAAUUUUUAAAUUUAGUGUCUCUGAAAUGCCAUUUCCUGGACUUUGGGGGAAGAUUUGACAGAUUUCUGAUGGUCAAAAAACAGCAUUUUAGUACGUAGAAAUUUACAAUUCAGCAGUACUAAAUGGGCAAAGCUGUAUUUAAUUAACUAUAUAUUGGUUAAGUUGCAGGAAAGUAUGAGUAAUAUCUUCAUUCUUUGCAGUUAAUGUCAUGGAUUAAAUGAUAAAGGUCUGCAUGAUUUUGAAAAAUGAAUGAUUAUUAGCAAAUUAUUGAGGGGGGGGGGGGGCUGCAGCUCCCCGGUUGCUAUGGCUCUGCAGCUGUGACCUGUGACCUGUGUUUUAGACCCGCCGUUAAUUUUCAUCUUGUUUCUACAAAAUUUCCCGUAAACAUAGAACAUAUCAAUUCAUUAUCAUUUUUACAAAUUGUAAGGUUCUUGUUUUUCGAAUUGCUACAUUUUUGGCGGGAAAAUUACAUCGCAAACCUAGCGCCAAAAAAUUAACAGUUAGCUAUUGGAUAUCAUGAUCAUGACUCAAAUUUCUAAAAAUCGGUAAUUUUCUUCUGUUUUUAGUAACAAAAUGGCCGAUUUUUCAACAUUUGUACCACUAUAUCUUCGCGAGAAAUAGUUGUAUUUACAAACAGAGUUCAGUUUUAUGACUCUCAAUGUCGUCUACCGAAUAAGUGCAUAAAAUUUACGAUAGCUAACUGUUGAUUUUUUAGCGCCAAGUUUGUGACGUCAUUUUCCCGCCAAAAAUGUUGCAAUUUCAAAAACAAAAACCAUACGAUUUGGAUGAAAAUUAAAGAAGUUGAAGCACGCUGGCGCUUUGGCAUGCAUUUUUGUCAGGCAUGUUAAUUACCAUGUAUAUUAGCUAAUAUAUUGUUAAUUAACCCAUUAAGUUGCAGAGCUAGCUUCCCCAUUGACGAGUAAAAUUGUCUGGCAUUAGACAAGUAAAAAAAUAAGUAUGGCGCACUGGGGUGCAUUAUUGCAGCUUAAUGGGUUAACUAGAGACAUUGUCAGAUUUUUUGGUUAACCCAUUAAGCAGCUAGUGCAGAGCUUCUCCAUUGGCGGCAGGGGUUUCAGAAUAAGCCGGCGGCCGGCGGAGUUCCGCCGGCUACUUGAACUUUUACCGCCGGCUACUUUUCGUCUGGUCAAAGGAAAAAAAUUAUGUACAAAGGUACAAGCGAACCAACACGAUGUUUGUUAUAUUCCAAUUGGAAUUCAAGCAAAACAUCACUUAUUUUGGAAGAUCAAUAAGAUCAAUAAUUUAUAGUACCAAACAUAGCUUGCUUUCUAAGUUGGUGUCGAUAUGAAUCUUCCUGGAAGAUAAUUCUGAUUGACUCUGACAGUUACUUGAGCAUUGCCAUUGGGGAAUCCGAAUUUGACAGUGAGCCAGAGAACCUUCAGAGCCACUUUGGUAAAUGUUUUUGGCAAGUGACUAAUUCUUUGACAACGAAUUAAUUAUGAUAAAGUGAUGAAGUGAAAAACUCUGGGCCGCAGCGAGGGGGGGGGGGUUACCCCAACUUUUUUACAAUUAACAUAUUCGGAAAAUCGGGUUGGUCAUUCGGAAAAUUACGUCAAUAAUAGUAUAACAAAAUUUUAGUUGUUAAACAGAGAAAAUAUAAUAUAAUUGUAUUGUCAGUAUAAAUUGAUUUACGAAAUCAUGGCAUUUACAUGGAUAUUAACAUUUAAAAAAUCGUAAACCGGUAAAAUAUGCAUGCAUACCUUUAUCAUUUAAAUAAUAUACCUUUAAAAUACUGACAAUUGAUUAAUUUUAAGCGGCUACAUUAUCCAUGACAAACUGCAAAGAAUCAUAUUAUCCUUACUUUCCUGCAACUUCUCCAUGCAAUAUAUAGUUAAUUAAAUACGCCUUCGCCCAUUUAGUACAGACUACUAAAUUGUAAACAAAUUGUAAAUUUCGACAUACUAAAAUGCUGUUUUCUGACUUUCAGAAUUCUGUUCUAAACUUCCCCAAAGUCCAGGAAAUGGCAUUUCUGCAGAGACUCUAAAUUAAAAAAUUUCCUCGGGCCUUUGGCCCUCGUUCUCAGCCCCUAAUAAAAAAGAGCUUCCUACGGCACUGCAUGCUACUCAGCUACUGUAAUAUGUCUGUGCGUAGAAUAUGCAUAUUUUUGUUUGUAAAUUGCAUCUUCGUAUUCCGGACAGCAAACACCUUCGUGAUUAAACUACAAGUAACACAUUAAAGUACAUUGUCACUUACAAGUAUAAAUGCAAAUGACAUCUAAAUCUAACAAGUGAACAGUUGCACUUUAUCUUCUCACUUCUGUAUUCUAGAUUAUUUGAUUGUUAAUUUGCGCACGAAAUUUUUUUAAAUUUCCAUGCGAGGGCACGCCCCCCCCCCCUGCGCGUUUUUUUAACUAUCAGUCACAGCCGGCUACAUUUUCGGUACAACCGCCUACUUCAAAUCAUUCUGAAACCACUGUUGGCGAGUAAAAUCAUCUGACCGUUAGACAAGUAAGAAAAAUAAGGAGGGCGCAUUGCGGCUCAAUGGGUUAUUAGCACUUAAAAGGGGCAAUAUUGUAGGACAGUAACCGAGUAGCUUUUCUCCAUCUAAAGAAAAACAGUUUUACUUUUACUGUACAGCUAUUUCAAUUAAGGUAAAUUGUUUCUGCAUGAGCAAAGUGGAAAAGUCGAAUACGAGUGCAAAAUUAAGGCUUGCUGGGAAUUGCUAAAAAAUUAAUUAAUUUUUUCGCGAUUUCCAGCAGCCUUUUGCGCUCGUAUUCAACUUUUACACUAAUUUGCUCGGGGACAACCUUUAAAUUUAAAUAGCUGUUAAUGUAUAACUAAAGUUGACAAUCUGGUUCAGGGAAUAAUUAUCACCAUAUUGGCAUUUUUGCAACAAAGAAGAAGUUUUAAGAAAGAAGUUUGGGGAGGUCGACCUGGAAUUGUUGUGUAAGUAGUAUAAACGAUUUCUAUAAACAGUACGUAUUUAUCGUUUUAUUUCCUCUGGCUGGCAUGGAAUAUAAAAACGUGUCUUUAUUCCAUGGCAGUAUUUAAUGUAUUCCAAUGUGCCGGUCCCCACUUUACAUGAGUAAAUGAGUAGGUUCAGAUGUCCAGCUUAUUAUUAUGACAAAUAAAUUUAAAAUUUACAACACUUUGACAAACAUGCCCGGCCACAGUGGGACUCGAAGGAAGGAGGAAAUUAAAUUAUAUGUAAGGAAAUUAAAUUAUAUGUAAGGAAGCACUUCUUAUUCGAUUUACGAUGUCUUGUUUAUUGUUUUUUAAGAAUUAUUAAGGACCAUGUCUUAUUCAGCUGGCAAAUUUGAUUGUAAUUGUGACUGCGCAGAGACUUCAGAUUUCAAAUUCCCCCAGUCCUGACCUUGCAGGACCCACCCAACAUUUUUUUUUUAUCAUGGUGAUAUACGGUGAUAACGGUGGUAUACGGUGAUAAGCGCCCCCGCUGCACUUCUGGUUUCACUAGCUAUGCCAUUUAACAUUAAGAAACCAUGCAUGCAUGCAGUGCAGGUAGCAUGAUAUUAUAACCCUAUUAAUGCAUGUUAAAAUCAACGGCAAUUAGUAAAAUCAUAGGGUUCACAAACUCAUUCGUUGCAUUGCUGUUUAAAUACUAAACGAACAUAGCUAAAUGAAGGAGCUGCGGGUUUAUUAAGGACAUAAUUACAUCUUGUGUAGGCCUAUAGAUUUCCUUGGCAUGGAUCAUGACCGCCUAGCCAUCAUGUGCGUGUUUGGAGCUGCUACUGGCUCCAUCUUCCUUCUCAUCUUUCGAAACAAUUCAGAGUACAGAAAUGCUUGGGGAAAAG